This is a messenger RNA of Phyllopteryx taeniolatus (common seadragon), 2263 nucleotides long. Its product is annotated as general transcription factor IIF subunit 2-like. Lineage: Eukaryota; Metazoa; Chordata; Actinopteri; Syngnathiformes; Syngnathidae. Bases 236 to 871 code for a protein of 211 amino acids. The record is from RefSeq and is a predicted model, not a curated record. Gene Ontology annotation, cellular component: transcription factor TFIIF complex. Gene Ontology annotation, biological process: transcription by RNA polymerase II; transcription initiation at RNA polymerase II promoter. The transcript has 8 exons.
AGUGACGGCAUCGUGACUGUGGUUGUGGUUUAGCUAGCGUGUCUACUCACAAUAUGUUCGAAUCUCGAUUCGGCUUUGUCUGUGGACUCUGUGUCUGUGGACUCUCAAUCAAAAGCCAAUGUGGUGUUACAUAUUGUAGAGCACAGCGACACUGCUGCUUUUGUGAGGUGGCAUGAGGCAACCGCUCAACAGGUUCCCAAAUAUUUAGCUCAACAGUGGGACAAAGCAACAGAGAAUGGAGAGGAAGGAAGGCAAAACUCAGGUUUGUUUCAGCCUGAAUGACGAGCUGACAGCUAUGGGCGCUGUUGGGGAAAAUGAUUCACUUUUUCAGGCCCCCAGAGAGCAUCCCUUCACCAUGAACUCACUGGGUGGACAGACCAUGGCUGUCUUUAGUCAGGGAGACAAAGAAGAAAUCUGUCUGGAGGGGAUGGUGGUGCACAGAGCUGAAUGCAGACCCGUUGUCACUGACAACUACAUGAAGCUAAAGAAGGUGCAGAUGAAGGAAUCCUUGAAGCCUCACCGUUUGUCACAGCAGCUGGAGAGAGCCAUCACUACUGUCUUCAAGCCAGUGGCCAACCACAACUUCAAUGUGGAAUAUGAGAAGAAGAAGAAGUCAGAGGGGAAGAUGGUGAGAGCUGAGCGACAGGUGGUGUUGGACAUGCUCUUCACUGCCUUUGAGAAGCACCAGUACUACAACAUAAAGGACCUGGUGGACAUUACCAAGCAACCUGUGACCUACCUGAAAGAGAUCAUGAGGGAAAUUGGUACGUACAACAGCAAAGGUGUUCACAAAAGCACGUGGGAGCUGAAAGCAGAGUACAGGCACUACCAGUCACCUGAGGAGGAGGAAGAGGAGAUGCAGACAGCCUAACUCCACCAAGUUCCUCUUUUCCUGCCGGCAUUACGCACUUGUUACUUCACUUAUGCCAAUAGUCUAAGAUAUUAUUAACUAUCAUAAUUUUUUUUCUUUUCAUUAAAGACAAUGAAAGCGUUUCCCUCCAUAUUGGGGAGUCCAGUAAAGUUCAUUUUCAAUCUUCCCUUGUUGUUCUUUCCCUGUUGCUAUGGCAACUGCGGACCCCCAUUAGCCAUGUUUACAGUACACCAUGUGAGGUGGAAACAUGCUGCUUUGGAUUUUAAUAUUUAAGGACUUGACUGUCUGACCACACCCAAAUCUGAUGCGUGUACCAGGAUUUGUAUUAGUUAAAACGACUGCUUGAUUAGACUCGUCACAGGCAGUAAUUACCUGAGAUGAAGCAAGUGUGCUCGUAUCACAUUUGAACAAACAGUGCAAUUGCUGUGCUGUUUUACAUUUAUGGCCUUGUGUCUGCCCAUCAACUUUCUACAGCAUUUAUCCUGAGGUUCUCAGGUGAGCUGGAACCUAUACCCGCCGACUUUGGGUCGACGGUGGGGGGGUACCCCCUAGAUAUAGACAACCCUUCACACUCACGCCUGUGGAUAAUUCUGUCUUCAAUUAGCCUAACAUACAUGGUUUUGGAAUGUGGGUGGAAGCAGGUACCUUGGGAAAACACAUGAAGGCCAGAUCAAAGAUUCCCCAAACCGGAUGUUCUAACCCCUUGUGCACCAUGCUUGUAUAUAGUUUACGUGAUGUAUAUACUGUAACAGACAUGUCGGAAUGAAUUUGUCUACAGUGUUAAAAGUUACAUUUACUGUUUUACAUUCCACAAACCUACAGUAAGCAUGACUUCACUAUUCCAUUAAGACUAUACAGCAUGUUCCAGUGAAUGUACAAAUUUGUGUUUUGGCCAUAGGAAUGUAACUCAAUGGUAGACUGAGGACCUAUUUUCUCGAGUAAUUAGAGGCAGACGUGACACUUGCUCAGUCUAAACGGGUAUGCUUUCCUUUGUUUCAUCUCGAACUAAUUUGUACACAUGUGAUCCUAUAAUGUGAAGUCACUUCAAAAUGAACCACAAGUAUAAAAAUUGCACUUUUUUUUAGUGUGUACAUCUGCACAUAUACAGUACUUUGAGAGCAACCCUAUCCCAAGUCCUUGGAAAGCUUUAACACAAAAUUUUAUUUUCUUGCUACUUACCAACGAUGAAUCAAGCUAUGAUUUCAAUUACUGUUGACCUCAUGUGAACACUAUGCAUCCCAUAAAAAAAGUAAACGAGCUGGAGAUGGUACUCAGCUUUAUUUUCAACUUAAAGCAAACGGCAGAUGGAAUUUUGAAUGCAACCACAAACCCAGAACAUGAAGGAAAGCAGUUGUCUUUGCUAAAAAAAAAAAAAAAUCCAGAAAGUCCAAA